GCUGUCCACUGGUAUUUAGGGUGGGGUAUUGCUUGGAAGGGGCCAUCAGAGAGCUCCGACAACUUCACAUAAACUUCUUUCGAUUGUUUCAUUCCCUUGACUUGAACAAGCGCUGAGGCCAGUCUCUCCUGGUCUCAGUUAAAGAUAUUACAGAAACCAUGGAACAGCAGUAUCCUAGCAACGAGAAGAAAAUAGUGAGAGACAGCCACACCAAAGAGAUUGACUUGAUAAACAGAGACCCAAAGCAGAUCAAUGAAGAUGUCAUAAAGGUGGAUUUUGAAGAUGUUAUUGCUGAGCCAGAUGGCACCCACAGUCUGGAUGGAGUGUGGAAAGUGAGUUACACCACCUUCACUGUCUCCAAGUACUGGUGCUACAGAGUGCUGUCUGCUAUCUUCGGCAUCCCCAUGGCCCUGAUUUGGGGAUUCCUGUUUGCUUGCAUCUCUUUCUGCCACGUCUGGGCUGUGGUGCCGUGUAUUAAGAGCUACAUGAUUGAAAUCCAGUGUGUCAGCAGGAUCUACUCCCUCUGCAUCCAAACCUUCUGCGACCCCUUCUACGAGGCCCUGGGCAAAGUCUUCAGCAGCAUUCGUGUUGCUCUGCGCAAAGAGGUUUAACCAGCCCCUCACACAUCACCUGGAUGGAUCAGAUUCUGAGCUCAGGGGUCACGUUUUGUUGACAGCUGCUCUGCUUACAACCUUGGGACUAGAACACUGUGAUCCAGUAGAAAAGGAAAACCAAAAAUCAGAUCAUAAUAGCGAUAAUAUACUCUAUAGAGGGCAUCACUGCUAAAUCAUACCAGGUAAUGCCCACUGCAUGAUGUAUUGCUACUCUAUUUAAGUAUGGUACACUAUAUUCCACUUCAUAUGGUUAAUUGUUCAUUAUGUGUAAUAAUGUUUUUGUUUUUUUAAUUCUUAAAACAGCUUCUUUAAAAAAAUAAAAUUCUAUGGUCUUUC
Molecule: messenger RNA, 950 nt
Organism: Acipenser ruthenus (sterlet)
Lineage: Eukaryota; Metazoa; Chordata; Actinopteri; Acipenseriformes; Acipenseridae
Product: caveolin-3-like
Exons: 2
Coding region: 159-611 (150 amino acids)
Biological process (GO): caveola assembly; regulation of membrane potential
Cellular component (GO): caveola
Molecular function (GO): transmembrane transporter binding; connexin binding; molecular adaptor activity
Source: RefSeq, a predicted model, not a curated record